Messenger RNA from Peromyscus californicus insignis, 2649 nucleotides. RefSeq names its product propionyl-CoA carboxylase subunit alpha (gene Pcca). Bases 976 to 2379 code for a protein of 467 amino acids. The transcript has 15 exons. Gene Ontology annotation, molecular function: ATP binding; propionyl-CoA carboxylase activity; metal ion binding. The record is from RefSeq and is a predicted model, not a curated record. NCBI's taxonomy places the organism in Eukaryota, Metazoa, Chordata, Mammalia, Rodentia, Cricetidae. Gene Ontology annotation, cellular component: mitochondrion.
AGAGAGAGAGUAUGUAGUAUGGAAUAUGAUACUGUUAAUGCUCUAAAUUAGUUUUUUUCCUCCCAAACUAAAAGCUUAGUGUAACUUGAAAGUUUCUCUCUGGGUUCUGCCAAGCCCCCAUAGUCCCACAGCCCACUUAUAAAAUAAUCACUCAGAAGCUUAUAUUACUUAUAAACUGUAUGGCUGUGGCAGGCUUUUUGCUAUGUAGUUCUUAUAUCUUAAAUUAACCUAUUUCUAUUAAUUUAUAAGUUGCCACGUGGCUCAUGGCUUACCGCUACUUUACAUCUCGCUUCUCAUGGUGGUGGCUGGCAGCGUCUCCUGACUCAGCCUUCUACCUCCCAGAAUUCUCCUCUCUCCUUAUCCUGCCUACACUAUAUUUCCUGCCUGGCUACUGAUCAACCAGCAUCUUAUUUAUCAAUUAAUCAGAGCAACACAUUCACAGCAUCCCCAGCACUUCCCCUUUUCUUUUUUUCAAAAGCGAAGAUUUUAACUUUAACAUUGUAAAAUUACAUAUAACAGAACAAUUAUCAAGCAAAAAUUACAGUUACAAUAUCUAGUCUAUGUAUAAUAUCUAGUCUAUUUGUAUUUGGCAAAAAUUAAAGAAGAUAUUCUAUCUAUCCUAUAUUUGUAAGUCUAAGAUUUCAUAUCUAACUUAUCUUUUAUUAUGACUAAGGAAAUUACAACUAUGUAAUCUUCAACUACAUCAAAGACCUCAGAAGGAUAUAAUAUUACCUGAGAAAUGGGAGAAGGAUGCAAGAAACUUUUGGGAGUCUUGAGAGAGUAGACAGAGACAGCUGGCAGCCUCGACAGUUAUUCAAAGUUCCUCUGUAAAGUUGGGGCAUCUGUCUUCAGCCCACAGGCCUAGAGUCUCUCAGUCACUUCUCUUUGUGUCCUGUAGACUGUCUGGCAUUUUCCUCUGUGAAGCAGGAACCUGAAGGACCAUUUUGCCAAGCAAAGUUCAGUGGUCACCUUCCUAUGGGUCCUGCAUGUCCAGUUGAUCAAGCAGUCCAGGUUUUAGGUGAUAAACACGGCAAUGCUCUGUGGCUCAAUGAGAGGGAAUGCUCGAUCCAGAGAAGAAACCAGAAGGUGGUAGAGGAAGCACCAAGCAUUUUUCUGGAUCAUGAGACUCGCCGAGCAAUGGGAGAACAGGCUGUGGCUUUGGCUAAAGCUGUGCAGUAUUCCUCUGCUGGAACUGUGGAAUUUCUCGUGGACUCCCAGAAGAAUUUUUACUUCUUGGAAAUGAACACAAGACUCCAGGUUGAACAUCCUGUCACAGAAUGCAUUACUGGCCUGGACUUAGUCCAAGAAAUGAUCCGUGUUGCUAAGGGUUACCCUCUCAAGCACAAGCAAGCGGAUAUUCCCCUCAGUGGCUGGGCAAUUGAAUGUCGGGUUUAUGCUGAGGACCCCUAUAAGUCUUUCGGUUUACCGUCUGUUGGGAGACUGUCUCAGUACCAAGAGCCGAUACAUCUACCUGGUGUCCGAGUUGACAGUGGCAUCCAACCAGGAAGUGAUAUCAGCAUCUAUUAUGACCCUAUGAUAUCAAAACUAAUCACAUAUGGGUCUGAUAGAACAGAAGCACUGAAGAGGAUGGAAGACGCACUGGAUAAUUACGUGAUCCGAGGUGUUACACACAACAUCCCCUUGCUUCGUGAGGUGAUAAUCAAUGCACGCUUUGUGAAAGGGGACAUCAGCACCAAAUUUCUCUCUGAUGUGUAUCCUGAUGGCUUCAAAGGACACACGUUAACACAGAGUGAGAGAAACCAGUUAUUGGCCAUAGCAUCAUCGUUGUUUGUGGCAUCCCAGUUACGAGCACAGCACUUUCAAGAGCACUCAAGAGUGCCAGUUGUUAGAACAGAUGCGGCUAAGUGGGAGCUCUCCAUCAAGUUACAUGAUGAAGAUCACACUGUCGUGGCGUCAAACAGUGGGUCAACUUUUGCUGUGGAAGUUGAUGGGUCGAAACUAAAUGUGACCAGUACGUGGAACCUGGCAUCACCCUUACUGUCUGUCAACGUUGAUGGCACGCAGAGGACUGUGCAGUGUAUUUCUCGAGAAGCGGGUGGAAACAUGAGCAUUCAGUUUCUUGGCACAGUGUACAAAGUGCACAUUUUAACCAAACUUGCAGCAGAACUGAACAAAUUCAUGCUUGAAAAAGUAACCGAGGACACAAGCAGCAUUCUGCGCUCCCCGAUGCCUGGAGUGGUGGUGGCCGUUUCUGUCAAGCCUGGAGGCAUGGUAGCAGAAGGUCAGGAAAUCUGUGUGAUUGAAGCUAUGAAAAUGCAGAACAGUAUGACAGCUGGGAAAAUGGGCAAGGUGAAGUCGGUGCAUUGCAAAGCUGGAGACACAGUUGGCGAAGGAGAUCUGCUCGUGGAGCUGGAAUGAAGUAUUUCGAGCCUUUCAGUCAUCAGUGCUUUAAUUAGCAUUUCUAUUAUUCUCUAACCCUCAAUUUGUUCAAGCAUUUACAGGAGCACUCCUGUGCAGCAGGUUCUACAGCAUCAUAUUUAUUCCUUAGAAGAGGCAAAACUGACAUUCUGCCAAAAAAAUCACCAAUGGAAAUUUUUAUUGAUAUAAAUACUUGUACAUAUGAUUUGUACUUCUGCUGAGAUUUCCUAGUGUCAAAAUUAAAUCAAUAAAACCAAGCACUUGUCUAAA